Oenanthe melanoleuca is the source of this 6048-nucleotide messenger RNA. RefSeq names its product transmembrane protein 164 (gene TMEM164). The transcript is spliced from 7 exons. Lineage: Eukaryota; Metazoa; Chordata; Aves; Passeriformes; Muscicapidae. The record is from RefSeq and is a predicted model, not a curated record. The coding region runs from base 289 to 1158 and encodes 289 amino acids.
CACCCGCCGAGGGAGGCGGGCGCAGCCGUGAAGGAGGGAGGAGCGGGUGGCCGGGCGCAGCCAAUUCGGGGGACUCGUCCAUUUUUCGGCGCUGCUGCGUGCGGAACUCCUCCGGGAAGCGGAAGGGAAGCACUGCCCGUGCCCCCAGCGGAGCUGCCCGCUUCUUGCGGAGCCUGGCAAGGAAGGACUGCAGUGGGAGCGUCUUGGCGUUUCGUGCUUCGUCAGCCCAGCAGUAUUUUGAUUCCGUCUUGCUCCUACUUGUUCCUGGAGAAGAGGUACUGUCCCGCCAUGUCUCGCUACAGCCUGCACAACCUUCUGGACUGGAUGUAUGGCGGGGUGGACCCCAGCUUUGCUGGCAAUGGAGGGCCGGAAUGCGCGGCCUUUCUCUCCGGCCAGCAGCGCUUGCUGGAGAGUGUGGUCUUCCUCAGUGUGGGCGCAGUGGAGAUCCUCGUGUCCCUGUGGAAGCUCAGGCAGCAGCAUGUCCAGGAGCUGGAGAAUCUGCUGCAGCAGCCGCAGACUAAGCAGGAGAGCCUGGGCAAGAAUGUGUUGUUGGUGCUGCUGUGCCUCAUCUUUGGUCUGGAGGUGGGGUUCAAGUUUGCCACCAGGACUGUAAUUUACCUCUUGAAUCCCUGCCACUUGGUGACCAUGAUGCAGAUUUUUCUUCUUGCCUGUCCCCCAUGUCAGACUGCAAUGAUUCUCUUCAGGUUGCAGAUGCAUAUGCUGAAUGGGGCCCUCUUAGCAUUGCUGUUUCCUGUUGUUAAUACACGCCUGCUUCCAUUUGAAACAGAGAUUUAUUAUAUCCAGCAUGUGAUGCUCUAUGUUGUGCCCAUCUAUCUGCUGCAGAAAGGAGGUGUCUACACCCCUGAACCACUCUGCAAUUUCUGGUGGGCUGUUUUAUCCACAGGGUUUAUGUUUGUGUAUCAUUUUAGCAUCUUGCAGAUCCUGGGAUUGGUUACAGAAGUGAAUUUGAACAACAUGUUGUGCCCAGCUAUCUCAGAUCCUUUUUAUGGGCCCUGGUACCGAAUCUGGGCAUCUGGACAUCAGACUGUCAUGACCAUGACUCAUGGGAAGCUCAUAAUCCUGCUGUUUCAGAGUGCUGUCCCCACCUUCAAAUGGAGCAUGGACUUGCUUAGACUCCCAGCUAAGAAACUAGACUGAAAUUUCUCCCCACAGAGUAGUUAAUACAGGAAGCAGAGAUACACUGGAAAACAGAGGGGGGAGGGGAGGACAAUGGCUUUAUACUUCUUCCCACAGUUUUUUGCCUCAAAAACAACUCUGCAAUGAAGUGAGGUUUUUUUUACCUGCUGUUUCUCACUGCCUAUUGCCAAUGGCAAAAUUCGUGGCCUUAUUCUGGGGAAGGUUUGUGUUUUAUACAUUUUGUAUAGAUUACAGUAGAAUCUUGGUAAGCCACCAUUUAAAAUUAGGCCAGGACCUGUGCACAUUCCAGCAAAGAGAGUGGCAGUGCUACCUCAUUUUGACUCAUUUUGCAUUAAAGAAUAUUACACUUCUAGGAUAGGAAAUAAUGCUGAAUUAUUUAUUAGAACUCCACUGAUGUGAAUCAACAUGCUGAACUGCAUCACUGUGGCUUAACUCUUAAAGCUUGAAUGUUCCAAAAUGGUCACAGGAAACUGUGCAUACUUAAUCUUCCAGUCAGAUGUGCAAAACGGUGAGGUUCUACUGUAUUUUCUUUAAACUGGUUGAAAAUGUUGGGGAACAAUAACUCAUUAAAAAAAAAUUAAUCAACUACUUAAUUUCUAAGCUGCAGUACCUACCUAGUGAAGUCCCAUCAUUAUGUUUUAGAGAUGCUAUUUUGGUGAGGGGAAAAAUAGAAUGUUGCAAUAAUUUCAAAAGACCAUGUUAUGUAUAGGCCAUAAUAAGCUACUGCAUCCACAGUUCUGUCCUGACUUUGAACAAAACGUUUUUUUCACUUACCUUAGAUUGGAGAAGGAGUGGAGAUACAAAGUCCAAUGUAAAUAUCAAAGCCUUUUUAUACUUAGUAGCUUUUGAAACAUUCCUGUUCUGUCUAUGCUGACUCUUACUCACCAGACUGGUUGGUGAAGAAACCAAAUGAAAUUGUUCUCCCCGCCCCUACAGUUCUGCUAUAUCAUGUGUACUGAUUUUAAAAUACAGGUAUAAAAAGGAGUGUCAAAUCAGUGUAGAGAACUGCAAAGAACACGUUCCAGUUUAGUAGCAUGACCCAUCAACCUGUCUUUUGGAGAACCAGGAUGUAGAUGGGCAGAAUGAUCAACUGCGUGUACCUGCUCAAAUUUUGCAGAAGGGGAAACCAUUGGGCAGAAAGAUGGGAAAUCCUGAUUGUGUUCUUACAGAAUUGUGAGUCCAUUAUGCAGACUGUUGUGUUUCAGGGUUGCAGGUUUUUGUUAUACAUAAGUUUGUUGGAAUUUAUAGAUUCAUUGUGUUGUCAAAGCUGUGACUUGUAAGAUAAAUCACGGCCAUCAUACCUCCUCCAGCUAGAUCACCUGAAGGUAUGUGCUGAAGGUACAGAUGCUUACACCUCAGGAAGCAAAAGUAAAUUGACUUUUUUUUUUCCUUAAAAAAGAAAAAAAUUUCUUUGGUGAGGGAACAAACUAUUCAAGUAUUUCUACUCCAUAUGGUUUAAAAAAGUACACCUCAAUCACAUAUACAUUGUCCUGUAUUCUGACUUACAGACUGGUUUCUGGCUUUUUUCCUUGCUUUGCUGUAUGUGUGUAUAUAUCUAUCUAUCUAUCUAUCUAUCUAUAUAUAUAUAGAUAUAUCUAUCUAUCUAUCUAUCUACAUAUAUAUAUAUAUACACACACACACUGUAUGCUCACAACUUGAGAAUAUGCAGCAUGUACCUAAACUAUCCCUCAGGUACAUACAGCUGGUGUUACUAUUACAAUAGAAGGACUUAAGACAAAUUUUGCAAAUACUAUUUAGCAUUAUUAUUUGCUUUAUUUGCUUAAGUUAUGUUUUUUUUUGUUUUGUUUUUUUUUUUUAAUUUGCCAUUUUUUAAAAACAUCUCCCUUUUUUCCCCCCCAUCAGGAUAUUGUAGUUGCUGGAAACACUUCUCCUAAGCAGGAGCCUUUUCUUUUUUCCUCUUUUAAAGUUAUAGCAUUUCCUAUCUGUAGUCAUCUGCUUCAGGGCAUUCCAAACAAGUAUAAAGCAGCUACUGUUUGCCACCAUUAACUGCCUCUGGUCAAUUAAAUGAGUUCAGAUGUUUCUCAGUGCAGGGUCUUUGCUUGGAAAGCAGAAUUUUUAAGCUCUUCUGGCUCACUUAAAAUUCAGUAGCAGGAAUGUGAACAGAGCUAUCCCUGGGCAGUGGAAAGGGAUUCCUGAUGCAGAACUGCUGGGAGUGCUUGCCCCUGCCCUCCCUUGCUUCUGGGCUACCUGUGCUUUUCCUUCUUAUGCUGCUCCAGUUGUUUUGAGUCAGAGAGAAAUUCAAAGUGUAAUUUCACCAUAUGGAGUUUGCUGAUGGAGCUGCUCAUCAGAGCCAGUGGGGCAUUUGCACUAUCCUUCUAAACCUUAUGUGUGGGCAUGUUCUGGAGCUUGUUGACUCUUUCGUAUCAAUUUAAGCCAUGAAAAUGUGUCACUGAGAAAGGCAAAAGAAGUAGAGGUACCAACUACUGCACUCAGGAUUUUAGAAGUAUUGGAGCUACAGUGAAGAAACCAAAUGGUGCAGCUGGAGACAGGUGGGAAUGUUGGCAGUGCAACCUUCACAUUUUUAACAUCAGCUGUUGCUUCUUUGUUGUGCAGUAUUAGUGAAGCUGGUUGAGUUAGAACAGAUUCAUUUAGUUUGGAGAAAACCUAUGAGUUCAUCAAGCAAAGCAUUAACCCACCACUGCCAAGCCCACCACUAACCUCAUUCCCAAGUGCCACACCUACAUGUCUUUUAAAUUCCUCCAGGGUUUGUGACUCCACCACUUCCCUGGGCAGCCUGUUCAAGGCUUGAUAACCCUUCUGGUGAAGAAAUUUUUCGCAAAAUCCAAUUUAAAGGUGCCACUUGAAGCUGUUGUCUCUUGUCAUGUUGCUUAUUUUCUGGGAGAAGAGGCUGACUCCUGUCUUCUUUGCAGGCAGUUGCAGAGUGGCAAGGUCCACAGUGUCUGAGGUAGAUCUAUUUCUUUACCUUCUUCUUUUAAGCACUUUAGGAGAAUUUGCAUCUUGUUUCUUUUGAAGGGUGCAAACGAAUAGCUUUUGCCCAUGUGUUUAUAAAUUGAUGAAAACUAGAUGAAUAUGCACCUGGGCCUGGUUUUGGUUCAGCUUCUUAGUUCAAAGAUGCUGCCCAUAAGCAAAGCUUAUAUGUGCUUGAGCAGCUGCUGCCUUGGUGAGCCUGGGAAACAGGAACAGUCAUUCCAUUUGCAGUCCAGUAAAACCUUGAGGUCAGAGAGUACCUAACUGUAGGUUUCUGUUUCUGGCCACAGAGUUGUGAUAUUUCUGUAUAUUUGAGAUAAUUUUAAAAGUUCAAUUGUAUUUUUUCAAAAAUGGCUAUUUGCAUCUGUUAACUGACUGUACUUUCAUGUCUAAGUCUUGGAUAUGGAUCUAUGCAUCCAUAGCUAAAGAGUUGUGGUAUUUUCUUCAGUGUUGUAAUUGUUUCACUCUUGGCGGAUUAGGAAUCAAAUUCGUCCUUAUAGUUAACAAAGCUCUAAAAAAGCCAAAACCCAGGAAAACGGUGUAUGUCAGUGUGUCAAGUUGAUGUGGCCAGAAAUGUGUAUUCUAUCACCAUCUGUUGAAGCCGAGUGGGGCAGUGAUUCCUUACCUCUGUAGCACAUAUUAUCUGCUAAUGGCCCAUCUUUAAGACUAGGUGGGGCAAACAUCUUUAUCUUUUCCACAACCCAUCCUCCCUCCAGGAAGAUAUCAUCUGCUGCUGAGCCAUUAAGACACACUGUAUGACUGAUAAAAUUACAUCAUCCUAUUGGGAGAUGCUCCAGUCAGGGGGAAGAGCCAAGCCUUUCCUACCUAGAUAAAAUCAGAUUUUGGACACCAAGAUACCUUUCUUUCCACUGAAUUCCAAAGGAAAACCAAACCUUUCCACAUCAUCCCUGAACCUUCAAAAAAAAAAAAAAACCCUGCACCCUUCGAUAGGACCACUGCUUCAGCUGAACCAAGUCUGCCACUGCAAAAAACUGUAGCCACCAUUUAAUCGAAGUGCUACCAAUUGACUGGCAGGGUGUCAAGUUGUAUUCUGACUCUGUCAGUGUUUUUUGGGAUUGUUCUUUAUAAUAUUGUAUUUCUAUUUUAAUUUUCCUAGUAAAGAACUGUUAUUCCUAAUUCCCAUAUCUUUACCUAAAAGCCGCUUAAUUUCAAAAUUAUAAUAAUUUAGAGAGAGGGAGUUACAUUCUCCAUUUCAAAGAGAAGCUUCUGCCUUUAUUGGCAGACACCUAUCCUUCAAACCAAGACAGCCCUGGUGGGAGGUUUCUGCAGGCAGACAGGUCAGCUUUGGUGUUUUCAGUUCUACAGUGACAGGACUCAUAACAAAUAUGUUGAUUUUUGUGAUCUCGUACUUCAAGUGAUACUGCUGUAAAUCUCUCUUGCAGCUGUUGGUGUAAUUUAGUCAAAGCCAAGAUGUUUUAUAAAUAAUUUUAUUUUUCUUCAGGGUCAGUUUUGUACUUUAAAAAACUAUUUAUGCAUUUCCUGAGUCAUUAUUCCAAUGCUGCAGAGGACACAGCAGGCAGAGCAGUGAGCACAUGCUGCUGUCCCUGACCACACUGUGCCAGGGGCUGGGCUGGAGCACUGAGGGGCUGCAGGAACCUGCAGGGCAGCUUACCCCACACUCUAGUCCCAGCAUGGCAGGGACAUAAAUGAGUUGGCAAGGGCAAGGAUGGAUGUGGACAGGCUCAACUGCCACAUAUGCUGUUAGUUCUGAAUAAUUUGUAAGAGUGUUAUAAAUUUUGUAAACUUUUUAAUGUGCUAAACUUUGGUUAUGAGGUAACAUUUAUAAAUAAGGGGUAAUUUGUGUACUUGUUUUCAUAUUUUGCUCUGGUAGGCUUUUUUGUUGUUGUGCCCUAAGGCAAGAUCAUUGGACAAACAGUUGUUAAACCUUGGCAUUAAAACAAAUAAAUGCAUUUUACUGAA